Messenger RNA from Lasiodiplodia theobromae, 1137 nucleotides. RefSeq lists its product as uncharacterized. The record is from RefSeq and is a predicted model, not a curated record. Lineage: Eukaryota; Fungi; Ascomycota; Dothideomycetes; Botryosphaeriales; Botryosphaeriaceae. The transcript is spliced from 2 exons. Bases 1 to 1137 code for a protein of 378 amino acids.
AUGCAGAGCCACACCAGCCUCAUCCCGUCCGCCCAAGUCUCCCCAAUAGGACCAUACUGCAUUUCCGAAGUCGACGCCGUAUACGGGACCACCGAAAAAAUCGGCACGGCAACCCUAACCUACCCCACCCCCUACGCCCUCAUCUUCGACCGCAUCCACGUGCACCAAACGGGCCGCUGCAGCAACGGCACCAACUUCACCACGUCGGCCUGGUUCAACCAGCCGGCGCCCAUCCCGCUGCCGACGACGGGCACCCCGUACGAGGAGCUGCCGGCCGAAGUGACGUUCCCGAUCCCGGGCUUCGACGAGGCGUUUCACAGCCUGUACCCGGCGCUCGACUACUGCAGCUUCUCGGCCUUCAUGGGGGCGCCGUCGGGAAAGGUCGUCGCUACGCCGACGCAGGCGACUGAGGUCCGUAUGAUGGAGGAGGGGGGGGAGGAGGAGACAUCCUCCGCUUCGUCUCCGUCCGUGUCUCCACCGCCUUCUUCAUCCCCACCCCUGACCUCAUCACCCGCGACGCAAUCCCCAUCCCCAUCAACCAACGCCCCCGCCCUCAGCAGCGCCGCAGCCCAACUCACCUCCCUCGCCUCCCUCAUCCUCUGCGGCCUCGGCGCCAGCUGCCCUGCUCUCUCCAGCCCCACCGGCGCCACCGACAGUUCUGGCCGCACAUACUUCUUCGCGACGCCUUCUGCCUCUGACGCGGCCACGCAGGCCACGCUCGGCCCCAGCAACGCCGUCCCGAUCUACACGGACGCCAACGGCGGCGUCGUGCUGCCGCUGUGGACGACGCUGGGGCAAGACGCAGCGGCGACGGUGGGCGGCGCGGUGGUGAGUGUUGGGACGGGGGGAGAGGUGGUCGUGGAUGGGAAGACGGUGGCGCGGGGGGUGGCGGCGGCGGAGACGAGUGGGGGUGGUGGAAGCGAUCUGAGUGGGCGCAGUACUACGGGCGAUGGUGGGGGGAGCGGGAGCGGGACAGCGGGAGGAGGAGGGGGAGGAGGAGGGGCGGCGGAGGGGACGGGUGGUGGUGGUGGGGGGAGUUCGGGUGCGGCGAUGGUGAGGGGGGAGCGGGGGCAGGGGUGGUGGGUGCUGGAGGGGUGUGUUGGUGCGAGUUUGUUGCUGUUGGUGGUGGUUUUGUAG